Cyclocybe aegerita is the source of this 426-nucleotide messenger RNA. The record is from the annotation of a GenBank genome assembly. Lineage: Eukaryota; Fungi; Basidiomycota; Agaricomycetes; Agaricales; Hemipholiotaceae.
AUGUUCGCAUUCUGCUUUGACUGGAACUAUGUUGGUUCCAGCAGUGGGUCUAUGGGCACUCUCUUUACCCCCCUUUCCACUCAACUGUCUCUAUACUUCGGAACAGCCAUUUGCAUUAUCGCAUUUUGCAUGUGCUACACCAACAACGUCUGGAGCAGACAAAAUUUCCCAUUCUUGUCUCAGGUGCUGUUCUAUGAGAAUGGAACUCUCUACAAUCAACUUGCUAUCCUUGACGAAAACUUCCUCCUGGACCCAGCCAAACUUGCAGAACAGGGUCUGCCAUGGUUCACGAGCUCCCAGGUUCUUACCAAGAUCGGAUCCAACUUGGCCAUCGGAGCAACCAUCAUGCACAUUAUUCUGUGCACUUGUACAAGUCCCACAAGUCAACCAGUCACAAGUCAAACAGCCAGGUCUAAAUUCCAAUAA